Molecule: messenger RNA, 950 nt
Organism: Culex pipiens pallens (northern house mosquito)
Lineage: Eukaryota; Metazoa; Arthropoda; Insecta; Diptera; Culicidae
Product: trypsin alpha-3-like
Exons: 2
Coding region: 26-841 (271 amino acids)
Biological process (GO): proteolysis
Molecular function (GO): serine-type endopeptidase activity
Source: RefSeq, a predicted model, not a curated record
CGACUCAGUACGACUGGGAGUGACCAUGAAGACCUUUAUCGUUCUUGCGCUGUGCGUGGUGUCCGCAUUUGCGGGGUACGCCGAAGACCUGUGGCUGCAGAAGAACUCCAUGCGCCCGGUGGGCCUGGAGGACUUCGAGGAGCCCACUUACGAGGGCAGAAUUGUCGGUGGAAACGAGGUUCCGAUCUCGCAGUUCCCGUACCAGCUGUCUCUGCGCCAGAAUGGAAACCACAUCUGCGGUGCUUCGAUCAUCUCCAGCAACUGGGCUCUGUCCGCUGCUCACUGCACCUUCCCGAUGCCAUCGGUUGCCGCUAUUACGUUCCGCGCUGGCAGUGCUAGCCGCUUGACUGGAGGAACCAUCUUCCAGGCUGCCCAGAUCAUCAAUCACCAUGCUUACAACGCCAACAAUUUGGACAAUGAUGUGUGCGUUAUCCGUAUCACCACUUCCUUCACCGGAACCAACAUUGCUCCGAUUACGCUGGUCCCGAGCGGAACCGGUUUCGGUGCUGGAACCCGCAGCGUUGUGUCCGGUUGGGGUCUUACCCAGCAGGGAGGUUCUCUGCCAGCAAAUCUGCGUGCCGUUGACAUUCCGGUCGUUGCUCAAGCCACCUGCCAGGCCCAGUGGGGAUCUGGACGUAUUCUCGCUAGCAUGGUUUGCGCCGGCGAGCCAGGCCGUGACUCGUGCAACGGAGACAGCGGUGGCCCGCUGGUCACUGGAGGACGCCAGUUCGGUAUUGUCUCGUGGGGAGCCGUCGCUUGCGGAGGUUCUCUUGCUGGUGUUUACGCUAACGUUGGAAACGCUGGAGUUCGUAGCUUCAUCAGCCAGCACACCGGUGUGUAAACGACUUUUUGAAUAAAUAAUAAGGCAUCAUUGGAAAAGCUUUGACUAUUUCAUGUAAACUGUAAUGACAAAUAUCGCAUCGUUAGUUGAAAAAUUAUAGUACAUAAUA